This is a messenger RNA of Alnus glutinosa, 2547 nucleotides long. Its product is annotated as cysteine-rich receptor-like protein kinase 10. The coding region runs from base 1 to 2547 and encodes 848 amino acids. NCBI's taxonomy places the organism in Eukaryota, Viridiplantae, Streptophyta, Magnoliopsida, Fagales, Betulaceae. Gene Ontology annotation, molecular function: ATP binding; protein kinase activity. The record is from RefSeq and is a predicted model, not a curated record. Gene Ontology annotation, biological process: protein phosphorylation. The transcript has 9 exons.
AUGCCUUUUGGUUUAACGAAUGCUCCUGCAGCUUUUCAGAGUUUGAUGAACCACGUUUUCAGGCCUUACCUCCGCUGGGUUAUAUUAGUUUUCUUUGAUGACAUUCUGGUAUUUAGUUCAUCUCCAGAAAGUCAUAAAGAACAUCUUAGGAUCACUCUUGAUAUCCUGAGGACUAAUAAGCUUUUUGCCAAAACAUCCAAAUGUCGGUUUGGCUGCACAGAGGUGGAAUAUUUAGGCUAUAUUAUUUCUGCAAAUGGUGUUUCUACUGAUCCAGGAAAUAUAAAAGCUAUGGGGGAUUGGCCAUUUCCUACCACUAUCAAAGCUUUGAGGGGGGUUUUUGGGCUUGACAGGAUAUUAUCGGAAAAAUGGUUAACUAAGUUGUUGGGAUUUGAUUUUCGGGUGGAGUACAAAAAAGGGGUGGAUAACAAGGUCGUGGAUGCCUUAUCUAGGAGAGAAGGUUGGGAGAAUGAAGCUGCAUUAUCUUCCAUUUCACUUCCAGUUGCUGAUUGGGUGGAGAAUUUAAAAGUUCAAUAUCAUCAUGAUCCAGAUCUUAGGAAAUUGAUUCAACAGUGGAAUUCUAAUAAGCUGGACCAUAAGAAGUAUUCUAUGAGCACCAUUUCAGCUCAGGUUUACACAGACGUCAACUGUAUUAAUACCGCCAGUAAUUAUACUUCUGGCAGUGUCUAUGAGCAAAAUCUUAAUAGUACUCUCACAUCUCUUGUUGCCAAUUCUUCUCUAAGUGGCUUCUAUAACACUAGCGUGGGUGAGAAUCCUGAUGUGGUUUAUGGCCUGAUACAGUGCAUACCCGAGCUCUCUAAGGAGGAUUGUCAAACAUGCGCAAAUGCUGCAGCAACAGAGAUCAGGCGCCGCUGUUUUAACCAGAAGGAAGCUUCCAUAGUUGCUAAUAAUUGCUCGUUACACUACUCAGACUGGCGUUUCUUCUCGACUGUCAGUGGUAAUGUAAGACUUAGUUUUUAUAAUCUGAAAGAUGCAACCGACACGGUUCUUUUCAAUCGUCAGAUGGGAAAAUUGGUGAAAAAUAUCUCAUCUGAGGCUGCAGCCAGUCCUUCGAAAUUUGCUGUUGGGAUCACUAGGUACACAGAUUUUGAGAAUAUAUAUGCUAUGGCUCAGUGCUCCAGGGACUUGGCAGAAAACAGCUGCUUGACUUGCCUGAAAGGGCUUAUCAGUUAUAUUCCUACUUGCUGUGACAAAAAAGUAGGAGGUCGUAUGCUCUCUCUGAGUUGCAGUCUCCGCUAUGAGAUACAUUCAUUCUUUCUCUCACCAUUACCACCUCCUCCACCAGAGGAGUCAUCUUCUCCAUCUCUGCCAUUUCCCCAGCAUGCAACUACAAAUUAUGCAGGAAAGAAGAACUCAGAAAUUGUUGUUUUGGUGGUCAUCCCAGUAGCUAUUUCGUUGGUUGUCAUAACUAUAAUCUGCGGUUUCUUCCUAUGGAGAUGCACCAGAAGUAAAAGAGUUGAGGGUGUUCAUGAAGAUGGAGAUAAGAGCAUGGAAUCGCUUUUGAUGAGUCUAAGUACACUUAGGGAUGCAACAAGAAAUUUCUCUGAUGCAUAUAAACUUGGACAAGGUGGAUUUGGUCCAGUUUACAAGGGUAAAUUCUUUGAUGGACGAGAAAUAGCUGUUAAAAGGCUAUCAAGGAGCUCAGGGCAAGGUUUAGAAGAACUCAAAACGGAAGUAGGUUUGGUUGUAAAAUUGUUGCAUCGGAACUUGAUAAGGCUGUUAGGCUUCUGCUUAGAAGAUGGAGAGAAACUUCUUGUCUAUGAAUACCUACCUAACGGGAGCUUGGACCAAAUUUUGUUUGAUCAGAAUAGACGGUUCAGUUUGGAAUGGAAAAGACGCUACAAUAUAAUUAUUGGAAUUGCUCGAGGACUACUUUACUUGCACGAAGAUUCUCAGUUGACGAUUAUUCAUAGGGAUUUGAAAGCCAGUAAUAUCAUGUUAGAUGAGUACAUGAAUCCAAAAAUUUCUGAUUUUGGUUUGGCUAAACUAUUCUGUGGAUGCCAAACUCAAGGCAAUACAAAUCGAAUUGCCGGUACUCUCGGAUACAUGGCACCUGAGUAUGUAAAGAAUGGGCACUUUUCAGUUAAAUCAGAUGUCUAUAGCUUUGGUGUCUUGGUUUUAGAAAUCAUGGCAGGUCGAAAAAACUCGAGUUUUCGAUACCCAAUGAAUCUACAAAGUUUUGCAUGGCAACACUGGGCCAAUGGAGCAGCUUUGAAGCUGAUGGAUCCAACCUUGGAGGAUCAGUGGCCAACAAAUGAAGUUUUGAAAUGCAUCCACAUUGGGUUACUAUGUGUUCAAGAAUCUGCUGCUGAUAGGCCUACAAUGUCUGAGAUUGUUAUGAUGCUUAGUUGUUAUACUGUAACUUCCCCAGCGCCAUCACCACCAGCAUUUUUUGCCACUAUGGAAAAUCCUGAAUCAGGAUUGAUGACAGAAAAUUUUGGAGCAUCAUCUCAAAAUGCUGAAUCUAAACCAGAUUCAUUACAGCAAUCUCUGAAUUGGGUUACAAUUACUGAUUUAGAUCCUCGCUAG